This is a messenger RNA of Lingula anatina, 3227 nucleotides long. RefSeq names its product complement factor B-like. NCBI's taxonomy places the organism in Eukaryota, Metazoa, Brachiopoda, Lingulata, Lingulida, Lingulidae. Gene Ontology annotation, molecular function: serine-type endopeptidase activity. The record is from RefSeq and is a predicted model, not a curated record. Gene Ontology annotation, biological process: complement activation; proteolysis. Gene Ontology annotation, cellular component: extracellular region.
AUGGAGAUAAAAGAUUUCGCACCAGGCACAGUGGUGAAGUUCGAAUGUGAGGGCGGGCUGCAGCUGAGAGGCACGCCUUACCGGCAGUGUAUGAUGAACGGGACUUGGAGUGGUGUGGACCCGUGGUGCGAGGGCAACGUGUGUCCUCCACCAAAAAGUAUACAGCAUGGCCAAUUCCGCAUUGAGGGACGUGGUCGUAAGAGCAGGCUGAUCUAUAAGUGCGACGAGGGGUACGUGCUCCAAGGGAGGAGAAUAAGGAGAUGCAGAAGGAAUUUCAAAUGGAGCCAUUCAGACCCAACGUGUAUCAUUCAGCCCACAUGCGUGGACCCAGGGGAGAUCGCUAACGGCGAGCGGUACGGGUCGUGUUGUGUGAUGGGAAGCAGGCUGCACUUUGAGUGCCACUCAGGGUACGAGAUGGCCGGACCUGGGGAGAUCAAGUGUGUCGGCAGGGGACACUGGGACCAAGCCCCGCCCAAGUGCACAGCCCCGAUAUAUUGUGAAGAGCCUGGAGAGUUAGAAAACGGCAGAAAAGUUCCCGAUGCCCAUGGCGGCAUCUAUCAACCCGGAUCAACACUGAAGUAUGCUUGUAAUCGUGGGUAUUAUUUCGCAACUUUUGAGGAAAAUGUGGAGUUUACAUGUCUUAAAAGUGGAUUGUGGGAUGAUAUGCUCAAAUAUCACACUUGUUUAGUCUGGACCUGUCCUCAGCCACUAGCCCCAUAUGACGGUGUCAUCCUGGAGGAAGACCGCCCCACAUUCCAGGCCGGCGACAUCGUCCACUACCGCUGUGCUCACGGCUUUAAAAUCUUCGGCCCCAGCAGCAGGGAGUGUUCCGUGUUUUACGAGGGCUGGAGUGGGUGGGAACCGGCCUGUAGACCUGUACGGUGUCCGGACCCACGAUGGCCAGAGAAUGGACGUAGAAUUGGCAGUGCGUUCCACCUGGGAGGUAGCGUGCUGUUUACUUGCUUCAGCGGGUUCCGGCACCUGGGCUCCGUGAUGAGAACGUGUCAGGCUAACGGCAGGUGGAGCGGCACCACUGCCACAUGUGAUACGGGGAAUACCCAUUGUCCAGUUCCCGUUGUUCCACUGAACGGUUACAAGAAUGGCCACGGCUACAAUGUGGGCGAUUCUGUACGAUUUAGCUGCAAACCUGGACACGUUCUUCUCGGGUCGGAGGAAAGAAAGUGUCUCUCCACUGGGGAAUGGUCAGGUGACCAGCCUCGUUGUGAAGACCCAGAAACAUUUGAAGAUACUGCAGAAAUCGCCAAACGGCUAAAACAAGUCACUGAUGCGCUGUCUCUUUCCUCUUCAUCGAGUAAAACGGCAGUGGCGAGACAGGACGGAGACCGUUUGGCGUCCAAUGGUCUAGACGUCUUCUUAAUAUUCGACUCCACGCGUUUCAUUGGGAACGUUUCUUUUGGUCGUGGUUUGGAAUUUGCAAAGCAUGUUAUUUAUGAGUUUGGGGUAUCAUCUCAGUCAUCCGGGACCCAGUUUGGUGCCAUAACCCUAGACGUUGACUUUACAACCCCGGCACUAGAGAAAGAACGCGGCUUUCAUAGCUACGAUCAUUCAAGUGAACAGGAGAUGCUUGAUGCUUUGGAUAACAUUUUGUAUACAGGAAAUGACGGUGUUGGCGUCGACGUUGCCCUUGGAUACCUAAGUGACGUGAUGAUUCCAAAGGCGGUUAAGAAACGAGGGUCUGCCAAUUCUACUAAAACAGUGAUUUUCUUUACUGACGGAAAUCACAUUUUCGGCGAUGAAUAUAUACAAAAAGCUGAGGAACUCAAGAAUCGACACGACGUACGCAUUAUCACUUUUGGGUUUACGGCAUCUGCCCACAACCAGACUUUACGACAACUUGCGUCCAGGCCGACAGAAAACAAUGUGUUUAUUUUGAGAGAUUAUUUUGAACUUCGGACUCUGAGGGACGCAAUGAAUAAUAUGAACAUUGAUUACUCUAGCUGUGGAAAAACGAUGGCAGAGACUGACUUAUAUAAGAUUGACCACAGCGAGAGUUCCAGUGAACAGACAUGGCCGUGGGUGGUUGGCAUAUUCUCCAGCGAGACGGAGCAUAUAGAGAGAAAUCAGAUCCCGUUUGUGUGCACGGGGACGCUGGUGGACGAGUACUGGGUACUCAGCAGCGCCAGUUGUCUGGAAGGGCGAGCGGUGGGGAAGGCGUACGUGAAAAUAGGUUCACAUAAAGUUGAAGUAUUACACGUUCACACAUACGACCAGAACCAGACGAGUGCUGCCCCUGGUUACAACAUUGCUCUGUGGUAUCUGGCAGAAAGAGUCUCGUUCAGUCCCUACGUGAGGAAGAUCUGCCUGCCCAAUACGCUAGAUUUAAGCCUAUUUGACUAUGACGAUUUAACCACAUUCCGGAGACCAGGAAUGGACCAUCUUGGUGUAAGUGCCACCUGGCGGCAGACUGCUGAUCAACCCAGAAUACUACAGAAAUUACAGAAAAUUCGCCCACCAGAUGACUGUCAAUCAAGACGUCAACCAACAAAUGAACACGAACUUUGCGCAGUUGCCUUUAAUUCUACCAGUGCAGUAAAGAGUGGCUGUCAUCAGCGAGGUGAUGGAGCUCUGUUCAGGAGGCUCAUGAAGAAGGAAUCCAGAGAGGAAAUCUGGAUACAAAUCGGUGUCGCUGCGCACAGCAUGAGCACAGACUGCAGACAUGGUGAUAGUAACAUUUUAUUUACUAAGUUGAACCAUUUAAUGUCGUGGAUUCAGGAUCAUAUAACAAGGUCUAAGACAGAGUAAUCCUGUGUUAAUACCUGUAUAAGACACAGAGAGCGCCUCGCACAGUGUGCAACAUCAAGAUGACGUGAUGCAGCAAGAUGCAUUUUAGCAUGUAAUAUUUGCAUUGUGUCAAUGAGUACGUGUAUGGGGUAAAAAUGCACCCUUUGGGGAUGGCGAUAUAUUAAAACAAACGGAAUAUACAAUGACAAUGAUGUAUAUGCAACUCCCUGCGUGACUUCUGUAUAAAGGCCGUUAUAAAUGAGAACGAGAAUACUGUUUCUGUCACGGCAAAACACAUAGUUCAACUUGAAAGUUUUACGGUUAUUUCUCACUCAUAAUCCACAUUUGUACAUAUGAUAUGAUAUAGUGAGAAAGAAAGAUAGAAAAAGCAUAUAUGUUACACUGAAAUGAAAUAUCUGGAAAAUGUAUAUUGUACACCAAUGACAUUACAAGAUAAUGACAAAAGCUGGAAUAAAAUAUAGAUA